AUGGGUACAGGAGCAUCUAGAGAUGGUGAGGUGGAGGUGGGCCAAGCCAGUGGCCGUGCCAGUGUGGCCAGCAAUGGGAGUAGACCACAAUCCCGAGCUAUGGGGCUCGGUGCAGGGGCCAGUCAGAGUAUUGUCACCAGUGGAUUAAUAAAGAGUCAAGCUGCAUUGUCGCAGACAGGAAUGUCGUCACAGGGGGCCAGGGUUGGCUGGGCACACGUGAGGCAGGCCAAUAGAGCCCUAGUGGCCUUGCAGAGGAGACAGAGAGAAAGGAACUCUUUCACCAAAGUGCUUAUUGGGAGAGGAGGUUUCUCAGAGCAGAAUGUGGCAGUAACUGAGGGGCAGGUGGUAGUGUUCCUCUGGAACGACCCAACCUGUAAUGCUGGCUUCAAUGUCGUUCAGGUUGUGCAUGAUGGAGAAAAGUUUACCCCUGUGAUUGGAGGUUACAAUAGUGGCUCGCCCUGUAAGAAAGGAUUCUUUGAGGUCCAGUUUAACAUGGAGGGCGAAUUCAAGUUUGUCAGUUCUGGCCUCCGCUGUACGCCACUUACCAUCAAUGUAGGGGCUAAACAGGACAUUAAGGCAGAGGUGACUGACACAGGAUUUUCACCCCGUGUGAUCCACAUAGAUGAACGUCAUGCUAUCAAGUGGACGUGGGCAAAGUGUGAUGUCCCGCACACUGUCUACGAGGUGAAACACUGCAAUAGACACUCUGGACUACUCAAGGUUGAGAACAAGAAAGACGCGAUAGCUACACAAUCUGGAAGCUUCAGGCAUGAGUUCAGACAAUCUGGUAUUUAUUACAUGCAAACUGAGGGUUUGAUGAUGGGGGAGACGCACUUAUGUGUGGUGCACGUGAGAGAAUGCCCUAGAGAGCAUCAGGUUGAGAUAUUGGAUCGUACAUUUAACCCAAUGAUUCUGCUCAUAGAUGAGGGAGACCGAGUAUGGUUCCAGUGGGACAAAGUAAAGUGUAAGAAGCCCCACAACCCUUACCAGAUCCAUCACCCAAGUAUGGAGCAUGAUGACGAUGUCGCCUACUUGCCUGUCAAAGAUGGCUUCAAGUGGACACAACCAACGAAAUGUGGGUUGUUAUCCAAAGAAUUCUUUGAACCAGGUGUGUACUUUUUCUCAGACCAGAACUUCCAAGAAGCUGCUGAGUACAUAGGAACCAUCUUGGUGAAACCUAAACAGAAGGACCAUUUUAUUGACCUGAAGUUAGAGGGAUUCUCAAAAGAUAUGUUAGCUGCUGAGACUGGGGAUCGUGUCUGGUGGACGUGGAACCCUGGCAACAUGGAUCCAGCAUUCAGUAUCAUGGAAAUGGAGAGGUGUCUCACUCCUACUGUUAAACCAGGAACAGAAUUUGAUUGUGAUGACCAGUGUACCUUCCUAGAGGGAGAUGCCGCCAAGCAGUGUACACUGGUGGGUCUUGCUGCCGCUCAGGUCAACUCUAUUGGGGUCUACCAUUACAGAGUGGCUGACAGCCCUAACACUUUAAGCACUUGCUCAAUCAUUGUCAAUUCAGGAUCAAAAAACUUUACAAUCCAUGUAACAGAGAAAGGCUUCCAGCCCAAGGUGGUCACUGUGCACCCCUCAGACAGAGUCUGGUGGGUCUGGCAGGAGGGUAAGAAGCAACACAACAUAAUGCAGGUCUCACAUGAGGGUAACAGGAUAGAUGAUGGAUUUUGCAGUGGCGCCCCAUUGGAUCCCCCCUCAGCCUUCAUGCACCAGUUCACUAAACCUGGUGUAUACUAUUACAUUACUCAGGCUCUGCCCAAACUGUUUGGUGCCAUUGUUGUGACAUCCCAACCCAAGGUGCAUGAAGUUGCAGUUAUAUCCAACCAGAUUACACCCGAUCCUGUCAAUAUUAACAUAAACGAUUUGGUCUGUUGGACGUUUAAAGGAUUGAGGCAGUAUGAUGUUACUGAGAUAGAAUCAGUUGACCAACUUAUUGGAGUAGAGUCCUCUGGUGCUCUCUUACCAAGACGAUGUAUGAACAGAGCGUUUGGGGAGGCUGGAGUUUUCCACUUCAGCAGCAAGUCUUUCUCUAAAAGGAAAGAGUCCAAGAAAGAAGGGCCUAGAGAACCAGAUGAGAGUAAACUAAGUAGUGUGUUGGUGGAUGAGAUGCAUGACUCCAUGGUGGUCAGGGUAGAUUCUGCAGGCUUCCAUCCAAAGGCAAUCAAUAUCAUCAAGGGAGAGAGUAUCCUCUGGACUUGGAAAGAUUCUAAUGAUGAAGCUCACAAUGUCAUUCGUGUUAAUGCCCCAGAUAGUGAGACCCCUCUCAGUGCCAUGCAGGGAGGGAAAUCAUUUAACAGUGGGCGUCCCAUGCCCAACAACAGCUUUCUCUACACAUUUGAUGAGGAGGGAACGUUCUGUGUGGCAUCCCAGGGUGCACCUGGCUUUUGUGGUAUCAUCAACAUUAUGUCUGUUGAUACGCUGAGGACUGAUGUACCAUACAUUGAGUCAGAUCAGAAUGGUGGCACAGUGGAGAAGAACACUGUAGUUUAUCUUGCAUGUGACACUGCCCAGUCCUCCAUAUAUUACACCUUAGAUGGGUCUACACCUGAAGUACAUAGGAAAUCAUCUAAGUUGUACAAGCCUGACAAAGGGGUAGUUCUAAAGGAGUCUGGAUUGUGCUUCCUGCGGGCGCUUGCAACCAGUCCCACUCAGUUAAUCAGUGACGUGUACACAUCUAAGAGGUUCUGGGUCCUCCGUGGCCCAGUGGAAGAGACCCCUCCCUCCUCACCUGAACCUGUGGACGAUGGGCCUAGUGCUGAAGAAACCCAGAAAUGGUGGCGUUGUAUACCAUCUCUCCAGGGAUUGUUUACUGGGCCAGGGGUCAUGGAGCUCUUCUGGGAGUCACCAGGACCAGAAUGUUUAGAGCUCAUCAGAGGAUACCAGAUCUUCAUCAAUGAUAUGACAUUCUGCGAAGUGUUCCCAGCCAACCACAACAGCGUCAAUGUGGCAGGUCUAGCAGGGGGCAGAGUCUAUGAUAUCCUGCUUGAUGUUUACCCAGAGAAUGACAAGUUUCUUCCACACAAGUCAAACAAAUUGAUGUUGAAAUGUCCUGAGACUACAGAGACUGGAGGUCCAGUUAUCUCCCUAGAAGUGCCAGACAAUGAAGACACAAUGGCAAUUGUGUGGAAGUCCAUCUCAACAUCACAGAACCCUAUCUUAGGUUAUAGGUUAUAUCUCAAUGGACAGCAAUGUGGGGAUACAGUUACACCCAAUGAAGCCAGCAAUAGAUGUCGCUGUGUCAUAGAAGGAUGUCAGCUAGAUGUCAUAUACAGAGUGGUUGUCAUGGCAUUACCAGAAGGUGGGUCAAAGCCAAAAAUGUCUAAUGAGUUGGAGGUAUCAUUGCCAUUGGAUACCUCACAGAUAGUGCUGCCCCCUGCUGAGCUGCGAGGUGAUGACGAGGAUAUCUAUAAAGACUAUAUAGAGGUCUCUGAAGGUUCUGGGUACAUGCCUGGCAUGGAUGAAGCCCCUGAACUUGAUAUUACUGAGAGAGAUGAUGCUGAGAAUGGUAUAGAAGAUGAGAAUAAUGGAUAUGAAGAUAAUAUCCUUGAUGGUGAUCAGAGGCUUAGAUAUGAAGGAGAGGGAGAGGAAGAUUCAGAACAUGGAUUGACACCAGAGCAACAAUCAGAGUUACCACAGCAACCAUCUGUGUCGCCACAGCAACCAUCAGACCAGGGAAUAAGUGUUGAUAGAGAGAGUGAGCAUGGAAGGUCCAUACAUGAUGAAGAGACCAGGACCAAUGGAGGAGACACUAUGGAAGCAGAUAUUGUUGGAGGCAGUUCACGAUCUGAUGAUCCCAACCAGGAACAGACUGCUCAGAUAAGUGUAGAUGAGACUGCUGAAUAUGAUGAAGGUGUUGCAUCAGCUUCCGACCAAUCAGGUGAUGAAUAUCAGUCACAUGACCAUAGAGUAUCCAAUCAGGUGGCAGAAGAGCCUGGCUUGGAGAUUGAUGGUACUAGACAACCCUGGCGUAAUAAGAUGAAGGAUACUGCCAAACUGGGCAUGCACUUGUCAAGAGGAAGGCACAGGAAGAAAUCAGUUGAGGAGAAAAUAGAACAAACAGAAGUAGAUAAUAGUCCUCAAACUAAUUACGAGGUGGAGAUGCAAGAUGAGGUCCCGUCCCAGUCCAGACCAGAAAGUGUGUCUAGCAUGGGGUCUGGGAAGAGACGUCGUAGGAAGAAGAGAGAACGAAGAGACAGAGACAAUGUGGUAGAAGUGGAAGAGAGUGUAGAUCUCACUCUGCCUAGUAAUGACACACAGACUCCCAGUGAUAAACAACCUUUUAGUCCAACAUCAGUUGUCAGCACUGUUCCCCUUAUGGCUGCCAUGGACCUCAACAAUCAGGAUGACUUCUUACCUGUUCCCAUGGUAACAGUCGAUCACCAGGGUCCAGAGAGUGUUCUGGUUAGAUGGAAGUUACCACGGCAACCAGAGCCCUCGUACAGAUUAUUGGUGUAUGUAGUGAAUGUGAUAGGAAUCAAGUUCCAGUCUGAGGUCAACAGUGAUAUAAGCUUUGAGUGCCUACAGGAGGAGAAUGGGGAGAGUAUAGCUGCUGUGCAACAUUGCUGGAACCUCACUGACUCCACUAGAUGCUUGGUAGAGGGGCUCAGUCCAAGUACACUUUACAGGAUAUUUGUUGUUGCCAACUACAGUGUAAUCCAUGCUGGUCAGCCCUGUGAGAUCCAGGCCACCUCCACUGUGAUACACUACACCUCUCUAGGAGCACCUCAACCCCCCACUCUCUCAGUAACUAGUCUACAGCUUAGACAGGUUACAUUAAGCUGGGAGGCUGGAGAAUGCCACAGGGAUGUGGAGAUAUCUGGCUACAAAGUCUAUGUUGACAACAAACUGUUGGGUGACAAACUCAGUGCUAAAACUACUCAAACAACAAUUGAUAACAUUCAGCCUGGCAAAACAAUCAGAGUGAAAGUGAUCACACUUACAGAACACAGAGUUGGAAACAGUGGGCCCUCUAACAUUGUUAAAGUGAGCUGCCCCAACUGCCCUCCCCCUCCCAACAUCUCGCAACAACCCUCCUACAAGAGAGGUCUUGUCAUUAUAGCCUGGGAGAAACCUGAAAGCAUUGGAGGCUCUGACAAGAGAGAAGAUAUUCUAUAUUACAAUAUAUACUUGGAUGGGGCGUGGCAUGGUGAAAUCAUGGCAACCACACAAGCCAAUAAGAAUGGUUACCAAUAUCACAUGACAGACCUGACUCCUGGACAGUCCUACGAUAUUCAGAUGAAGGCCUAUGCGGGUGACAAGAGAACAGAAGGGAACCAUGUGUACUGUCUGAGUGAAUCUAUUAUGUCCAACAGUCUCCCUGUGAUGUGCCCUGCACCACCCAAGUCCCCUUGUUUGACAAUAGAGGGCAUACAUGAUGGUGGAAUUGACGUCACGUGGCAGAGUCCACAACAAUAUGGUGAUGCUGUCGUCUCGGGCUACCAACUGCUUAAAGACAACAAACUGUAUGGGUCAACUAUACCCCCAGAUGUCCUCAGCCUGCGCAUCAAGGACGUCUCACUGGGGGAGAAGGUGACCCUACAACUUGUGGCCCUCACAGAACAUGCAGUUGGUAAGCUAGAGGGCACCAGAGUGAUAGGGCACCAUGAGAUCAGACAUACUAAUGCAUCUACUGAUGGGGACUCUGGAAUAGGAAGAUCAAGCUACUAUGAAAAAGAGGAGAAAGAAAUCAAUCAGCUCUUGGGAGAGAAAUAUUCAGCAUGUGUGCCAGGUCCAAGGUUGACCAUACAUUAUACAGGACUUGUGAUGGCACCAACCAAAGUAUGGUGUGAGACAGUCACAGGGCACUCUGCCAUGGUGGUCUGGAAUAAAGGGGAAAAAGUGAAGCCUCACUAUGUACUCCCAGAUAGUUACCAAGUGACAUGGUGGCCAGGAGAUAAACCUGAAGAGAACAUCAACAGUCAGGCAUCUAGAGAUGACCACCUGAACAUUGAAGGCCUAGAUGCCAACACCACCUACACUGUAAUUGUUGAAGCAAGGAAAUUACAGUCCUAUACACAGACACAAGAAGAUCUAGAGAGUGAUGAAAUUCGACACAGUUUUAUCCUGACUAGUAAAUCUGAGCAUAUAAAAUUGACAACAGCGCAACCUCCGGAUCCACCAACAAAUCUUGGUAUUUUAUCGUCGACUUGUAACAGCAUCAGUGUCGCAUGGGAUCCUCCUAGAGAACAUGGUGUUGAAGUAAUUGGUAUCCGUGUAGAUUGUGUUCCACUUCGUGCCCAUAGCAACCAGCACCGAUGUCUAGAGUUAAUGCCUGACAGCACAUGUGCAGUCUUGGAGAAUCUCCUCGAGAGCACUGAAUAUCACAUCACAGUUACUGCACUUACUGAGGAGUUCUUUGAUCAACUUCCUGCUAAAGACAAAACUAAGAAAUCACGAACAUUACCAAAGGAUAUAAUAGUUCAGAAAGCAAGCCCAUGGUUACCAAGUUCUAGUAUAAUCAGUAUGACAUCAGGAACUAAACCUCCCUGUGAUGUCACAGUGGUGGACACAGGGAUGGACUGGGUGUCGAUACGCUGGCUACCUGCACAAGUUAAUGGCACCAACUGGAUGCAAGGAACUAUAGUACGCUGGGCAGAGGUGAAGCCAAAAAGUCAGAAAAAUGAAACCACACUAGCUAAUCAUGCAGAGUUAAUGCCAGGAGAUACAACAUUGAAAAUCCAGGAUCUUCAGCCUGGUGUGCAAUAUAAGAUUGUAGUGGAGGCUGUUGUUAGUGUUAAAACUACUAUUAAACCUGGUGAAGGCCCAGACACAGUCAGUGAUAAGACUAGGGAGGGUGCUAACAGGAGAACUGCUCAUGUUAUGUCCUCAGCUGUAUAUGUAAGGACUAAAGCCCCUAGUGAACCCCCUGUUGUGUUAGUAACUGGUUUCACUAAUGACUCCAUACACCUCUACUGGGAGAAACCCUCUAUGUUUACAAUACUCCACAAAGAAGGUGAUGAAACACCUCAGUAUAUACGGAGGUGUCUGGAAGGUUAUAAACUAGAGAUUAAUGGUAAGCUUCAUAUGAAGCUUGGGUCAGCUGCUCAGAGUUGCACAUUGACAAAAUGUAGAGCAGGCAGGACAUAUAAUAUUGUGUUAAUUGCUCUUACAUGUACUGAAGAUGUGAAGAAAGAGCGGAGGGCUAAGAAGAAAGCGCUGCUGGAGAGUAGUAGCUCUCUGGGGAGUAUGUCCGGUGGAUACAACAGCCCAGAUCUUGAUGAGGAGAAUGAUGAGUCAAGAUCUGAAACUGUUUGGGUUGUUCUACCAAGAACUCAGGAAGGUAAUGUUGAGAGUGUGCUAGGCACAUACAACAGUGACCACGAUGAGAUGAGACUUGUUUGGACAGUAGUAGAAGAUUCCUACAUGAUCAACCAGUUCAAUGUGGUCUACUUCAACACAACAGAGCCUGGUAUAGAGAGGAAGUGUGUCAAUGCUGAUACAAGGGCUUGUACUUUGCCAGUUAAAACAUUCAAGACUGUUUAUGAAGUGGCCAUAGAACCUGUAUAUGACAAUGAUAACAUCAGACAGCAACCACAACAUGUACAUAUUCAGGUUCCUGGGGCCCCUGAUGCUCCAAAUAUAUUUGCCAGAAGCAUUGAUCAAGAGGAGUUUGUCAUAGAGUGGGGCGAACCAAGAACUUAUGGAAAUGUCAAAAUAAAGGGAUAUCAGGUGUACAUGAAUGAUAAGAAAGUAGGCAAUAUGUUAAGUGCUUCCCACAGAAAGGCUGUAAUUCCUUGUAGGCCAAACAGGCAUUACAAGAUUAACCUAACUGCUGUAACUGCUGUGAGAAGAUUUGCUGAGACUUCCAAGUCAAACGCGCUACACAUUAACACAUCUAGUGGAAUAGGUGGAUUAUUUACUCCAGGUUCACAAUCAUUGAGCCCAGAUGGCUUGCAAUCUACAAUGGAUUCUACACACAUGGGAAAUGUUAGUGAUGAGAUAUCCCUCAAGGUGGUAAAGGUGACUGAUUCUACCAUACACCUGGACUGGAGUGCCUGGCUGGAGGUGGAUGGCCUACUCUGCUUUAAGAUACAAUGGAGCAGUGUAGCUGUUCCAGCUCAAAGAGAGGUGAAGAUUGCCAGUAAAGAAAGAAGCUGUAUUCUACAGAACUGCUAUCCAGGGACCAAUCAUUUUGUACGUAUCCUGGCACUUGGGGAUAGAGAUGAGGUAUUGGAUAAGUCAAGACAACUAACAGUUCAAACUUCUGCAUCUCCUGAUACUCCGGUUCUUACUCUCAGGGCUUGUAACUUCAAGUACAUAGCAGUGCAGUGGGAGGCCCCCAAGACGUAUGGUGAUGCCCUGGUGGCUGGCUACAAAGUGUAUGUAAAUGGUGUUGUUGAGACCAUACUAGGACCAGACCAGUACACCUAUGCUUUCACUCAUGGCCAAUGGUGUCACGAGUAUGCCUUCCAAAUUCAGGCUCUUUCCACUAUUGAGAAACUCCAUAGCAAACCAUCGGAGCCUUUUUUAGUUGAGUGGCCAGGUGUAAGAGCUCCAGUAUUAUCCAGGGCUCUCACAGUGUCUAGCAACUCUAUCAAGAUAGUAUGGGAUACUCCCUAUGCAAGUGAAGGAGUCAAACUGAAAAUGUACAAGCUGCUCUGCAUUUAUGAGGAAAGUAAUGAGAUAUCACAAACUGUUAGUCCAAUUCAUCCAGAAACAAAGGAGGCAGAAGUCCAUAAUAUGAAACCGGGCUCAUAUCUGGUCCAUCUUGAAGUACAUGUGCAUGGAAGUAAUCAUGUUGUGCGGUCAGAGUCGGUGAGAGUCCAACCUACGGUGACACCGGACCCCCCACACAUCACAGUCACUGUGGUUGGCCUAGAGGAAAGGAGACAAAUACAGAAAGUUACUGCUAAUCUGCUCAAUAAGAGAGACAAAUUACUGUCUAUGAUACCUGGUAGACCUCCCAGUCCGAUGAGGAUGUCACAUGAAUCUCAAAUUUACCUCAAGGUGUCUGAAACUCUACAGCAAGUGGAGGAGAUGCUAGAUGACUGUUUCUCCUCUCUGUCACACUAUACUGGGAACCUUCUUGCACAUGUUAGCUGGCAAUGUCCCCAGAGCAAUCCCCAUGUAACUAUCUGUGGCUUCAAGGUUCUCAUUGAUGGCAAACAGUAUGGUUCAACAUUGCAUUCUGGCGUAAAGAAUGUUAGAAUUAAGCUUGGUCUUGACAAACUUGUACAUAAAUUGACUAUGGUAGCUGUGUCAGAGAAACCACGAACCAGUAGUGUCCCAUCUAAUAUAGUAGAGCUCCUAACAGACCCUUUCCAACCCUACACAUUCUUUUGUUUCCACACAAUACAUUCAAAUAAUGCAAAAUGGCCAAAUCUUGGAUGCUGUCAAUACAUAGAUACACUGGAGUAUGAGCGACGGUUUCCUACAAGGUCAUACAACAAUGGGCUUAUGCAGCACAAUAUUCCUCCACCAUCUUGCCAUGUAAUGGAUGUCUUCGAUGGAGAGUUCAAUCCACUGCUGCCACCUAGUGGGCCGGAUUGCCCAACUGUACUAUUCUUCUGGACUAGAUGGUGCCGCACAUCCCAGUAUGCUAUGGCAAACUUUGUGAGGUUUACCCGAGAGUUUCCUAGGGAGUAUGAUUACAUAGCUGUGUCGUGUGUGGAUAAAGAGAAAUACCCCUGGGAGAGGCAAGAAUUGACACACUAUCUCACUGAAAAUACUUUGAGGGAUGAGACAAUCAGACAUUGCUUGAAUAUCAGUGCAUCUUCUGCUUAUGUGGCAGGCAGCCUGCUGAAGAAAGGGAUGCUUGCAAAGCAUGGCAAGCAUGAUAGAGCGAUGAGUGAUAAGGGGGUCUAUGGUGAUAUCAAUGAUUUGUUUAAUGUGAUAGGAGUGCCUACAGUUGUCAUUAUACACCCAGAUGACUAUAUUGCAUGGCAUGGCAGAUAUGCAGCAUUAGACUACAGCCACUUUAAGGGAUAUAUGCAACAUGCCCUUGCCUCUAUUUACAAUGAAGACUGUUCUGUCCACCAAUGUGACACUUGCCAGAAUGAAACAUCAAUAGACAUAGAUAAUAUAGAGAUUGGUUGUAAAACAUAUGAUCGCACUUCCCUGUUACUACACAGUUCUGGAAAUCCAUCCGUGAAAGCCAAGACAGGAGGCACAAUCGCAACACCUUCAUUCAGCACCAAUAAGAAACAAACCAAACCAGAUGACACUUUGUUUACAAAAUCACAACGUUCCAAAGACUCUAGGCAAGCCAAACAGGAGAUUGACAUUAAUGUAAGACCAUAUUCUGCAAAUGCAAUGCCUGAGACUCCGACCAAGAAGAAAUCUAGGAAGCCAAUAUCUGCAAAACGAUCUAGAUAAAGUCUACAGACUUCAAAAGAAAUAAUAUUGCUCACAUUGUGUGGUUUGUUAAGAUAUUAAUGGUGGCCAGAAUGUUGCCACACCACAGAUUGUUAUUAAGCCAGUCAUAAAAUUAAUGCUUAGUCAUAAAGUGUGCAAUACCAAAUAAUUAAUAAAUUUGUGUUAAAAUCAUAUUUUCCUUGAUAUAUUUUUCAUUGAUUGAAUUAUGUAAAAUACUAUUUGAAUUAAAAUAUUAUGCGAAAUAAUGUAAAUAUCUACUGCAAUUGGCAUGUAAAUUGAAUUAAUUUAUUUGUUUAAAUAAUGCCAGUCCUAAUCACAGCUGUUUUCAAUGUAUUGACUAUACUCCUUGAUUAUCUUUCAAUUUUGUUAUUAAUAUUCAAGUAUAUUAUGAUUGAAAAUGUUUUCAAUUCAUACUGAUAUACAUGUAGUUAUAUUACAAUGGCAUUCAUUGUGUGUGAACAUAUUUUGUAUGUAUACUUGUCAGUGAUAUCCAUUGACCAUAAUAGAUGAGUGUCUAUUUGUUUAUAUUUUCAAUCACAGACACAUCGUGAAGGUUAUUUUUUGUACAAAUAUAUACAAAUCACCCAAAUAUGUUUUAUGUUUAAUUUAUUCAUUUAAACUAAACAUGUAAU
Messenger RNA from Owenia fusiformis, 10955 nucleotides. Lineage: Eukaryota; Metazoa; Annelida; Polychaeta; Sabellida; Oweniidae. The record is from the annotation of a GenBank genome assembly.